AUGAAACUGCAAAUGAAUGAUGGAAAUCUGUUUCAUGAUAAUGAAGAAUAUGAAAGAAUCAAGAAAAAAACUCUAUUCAAAAUACUGCUGUCUGUGUUUAUCAAAACAUUGUUUGAGUCAUUUUUGCAGCCACUGUUACCAUUUUACAUACUAAAUUAUUACGAAAUACAAGUAAAAGAAUUAGGAAUAUUGUUAAGCUUUUAUUCCUUCUCUCAAUGUGUAAUGUGUUUGAUAAUAGGAUUUUUUUCAUCACUUAAUAAAAAACAUUUAUUAGUAUUUUUAAUUAUAUUCAAUUUAAUUGGUAUGUAUUUAUUUUAUAUAAAAUUAAAUUUUACUUUGUUAAUCAUUAACAGAAUUAUAUGUGGAAGUAGUUCAGUUUUUAUAGUAGUAGUUAAUGCUAUUAUUAACGAUUUAGUUGAUACAAAUGUAUGUAUUUAUUAUACAUAUAUAAAUAUAUUUAACGCAAUUGGUAUAAUCCUAGGACCUCUGUUAUCUUCCAUAUUUUUAACAAUAUUUAAUUUUCAAAUCAUAUUAAAUUUUAAUACCAUUGGAUUAAUUGUAUCUCUUCUAAUCGUUUUGACAAUCUCCAGCGAAUUACUAUCCCAGAGUCAAGAUAAUACAAGAAAACAAAUUCUUCAAGAUAAUAAUUUAGUUACACUUAAUGUUGAUACUAAGAGAGACAAAAUAAAAUAUGGGGAUAACACAAGAAAUAGCAGGAAAAAUUCAUCACACUUAAAAAAUGAUUUUGCUCAGGAAGAAUUUAAUAUUAAUCUCAUUGAAAAUAUAAAAAAUAAAUAUGCAACAUCUAGUUACAAAAGAGAAGAAAAUUCUGUAAAUAGUUACAUACUAAAUAAAAAAAAAAACUAUUCGGAUAUUAAUUAUAAUAAAAAAAAUUUUAAUUAUUACAAUGAUGACUUUUCAGAAUUGUCAUCCUAUCAACAAUUUUUGAAGAGGCGAGAUUAUUUUUACAUUUCAACAUUAACCCAUUAUGUAAAACAAAAAAUGUGCUCAUUAGUUAACACCGCUCUUUCUUACAAGUUCAAAUGUCUUCUUUCUAUUUGUCUGUUCAGAUUUACUUCAGCCUUUUCAUCCAAUUUGAUGAGCAAUAUAUUUUUUGUCUUUUAUAAUGACAAUGUUUCCUCUGACAACAAACAAGUACAAAUCAGCGUCUUUGUGUCCUUGAGUGGAAUUAUCAUGAUCUUUUAUCAAUAUUUUUCUUUCUCAUAUAUCCUCAAAACAUUUGGAUACAACGGGACGGCAAUUAUAGGCCUGAUCAUACAAAGCACGGGAAUUUUACUAACCUAUCAUAGUAUAAAAUAUUACAAUCUAAUUUUUCAAUAUAUAAGUAUUUGCUUCAUUCAUUCAUGUUCCUAUGCUUAUAUAGAGCCAAUCAUACCAACAAUCAUAUCUUUAUUUUUUGAUAAAAAGGAUCAACUAUUUUCUCAAAGUAUUGUAUCCUUCUUUAGAUAUUUAUCUUUGACCAUUUCUCCAAUUAUAUAUAGUUAUUAUUAUAUAGAAAAUCAACUUUUCCCUUUUUUUAUUUCUUCCUGUGUGUCCAUUUUAUCAAUUUUUUUUGUAUACCUCUCCUUUAAGUAUCAUAAAAAGAUGAAUUCUUCAUGUUUGUUUAAUUAA
Messenger RNA from Plasmodium gonderi, 1632 nucleotides. RefSeq names its product transporter. Gene Ontology annotation, molecular function: transmembrane transporter activity. Gene Ontology annotation, biological process: transmembrane transport. The transcript has 3 exons. Bases 1 to 1632 code for a protein of 543 amino acids. The record is from RefSeq and is a predicted model, not a curated record. Lineage: Eukaryota; Apicomplexa; Aconoidasida; Haemosporida; Plasmodiidae.